Messenger RNA from Cyclocybe aegerita, 1149 nucleotides. The record is from the annotation of a GenBank genome assembly. NCBI's taxonomy places the organism in Eukaryota, Fungi, Basidiomycota, Agaricomycetes, Agaricales, Hemipholiotaceae.
AUGCCAGCUGCGGACGUGAAUUCGCUGUAUGUCCAAGUCCGUCGUCGUCUCAUUGAAAGUGGAGAAUGGGAUCAUAUACGGUCUGUGAUGAGCGCGAAAUUGAACGAGAGUGGCUGGACUGAUGAGGUUCAUCAUAAGGCCAAAGAGACAGGGAGAAACAUGGAGCCACUCUCUUUCCACGCGCUGCUAACGGACACUUUAGCUCGUGCGACAAUUCCCAUUUUCCUGUUCCCCACCAUGCUGCGGCUAUCCCUGGUCCGUGCGACGCGUCCAAUUGUUCCCAAAGUCAUAAGAUGGAGUAGAUGGAAGAGUGGUGGGCCAAUACCUUCGAAGCCGGAAAGCUCAACAUCAAGUCAGCAGGCGGAAGAGUUGUUCCAUGGCAAUACCCUUCGUCGUCUGACCGAAAUGGCAAACCUGCAGAGAACAGAAGGAGAGGUCCUGGAGCAGGUAGCCGACCUGACGGAAGUGGAGGCAUCUGACGUGGUCCCAAAAGUGGCACAGAACGAGGCAGAACUUUUUGGUUCAGAAAGCCUACCCAACUUCGAAUCACUGGGGCUCAGAUACGACCCGACGACUCUCCCUCUACGCCAGCAGCUCGACCCCUUCAAUAGGCCAUACACAGAAGAGGAGUACGCCAUGACACUCGUGCAUGGGCGGAGCGUCAACGCGCCUUACUUCCACCAACGAACACAUGACAUUCCCGUCGCGAACAUCCACUUCCGGUCACACCACAUCGAGCUGCUCAACCUCUUCACUCACUUCGCCACGCACGCGGCCUCCUCGCUUGGCAUCCCUUGCUCGCGUGUCGUCGCUCUGCCCACGAAGCGAACGCUGUGGACCGUCCUCCGCAGUCCCUUCGCGCAUAAGAAGAGUCAAGAGAACUUCGAGCGAAGGGUGCACAAACGCGCAAUCAAGGCUUGGGAUGCGGACCCGGAGGUCAUUGAGCGCUGGGUGCGGUAUUUGCGGGCACAUGCGCUGGCUGGUGUCGGCAUGCGUGUGACGACGUGGGACCGGGUGCCGCUGGGUAUCGGGUCGGCCGUGGUCCGAAGCUACGAGCGACACAACCCGGCAGUUGACGCCCCAAAAAGGAUCAAGCAGCUCGGGAAGAAGAUUGUUGAGGAGGAACAGAAGGCUGCGGCGAAGGCGUAA